AUGUUGAAGGAGAACAUGAACUCAUCGAUACAUGAGAUGAGGCAUCGAAAACUUUUGCCUUCCAGAUUUACAAUUUCAACUGCUCAACUUAACAAUUUUGAUAUUCUUCUGUUUGAACAUUAUCAGAAAAUAAUGCAAUCAAGUUUAACUUCUGUAUGGUGUGAGAGUAUCGGAUAUCAUUCUAUAAGAACAGAAAUGGGCUUAUGA
Molecule: messenger RNA, 207 nt
Organism: Clunio marinus
Lineage: Eukaryota; Metazoa; Arthropoda; Insecta; Diptera; Chironomidae
Source: the annotation of a GenBank genome assembly